AUGGUAUUCGUUGAGAUUUCAUUAACUGACGAGAUUCAUUUGAGAAGCCUGAAGCCAUGCGGGUAUUCAGAGAAGAGAUGAUAACUCAAGCUUGACUGAAUUGGUAUCAGUAACGCCGACGCAGACAUCCAAUACUCUUCAUCCAAGCAUCACACCACCACCGAAUUUCAACCUCGCCUUGACAAAGGGUCCUCUGAUCUUUGGAGAGCCUAGCGAGUGCCAUAACGCUAGUUUCAUAAACAGUCUCUCGAAGUGGAUUGGCAAUCAAACAAUCGAAGAUAAUCCAUGUCGGAAAGAUGAUAAUGCCCCUUGUAGGGCUUGGACCUCAGUCAGUUUGUAAGUAUAACUAACUCCUUUUCAAUCCAAGAUCCCCAGCGCGCUAACUUACUUCUCAGAGAUGUUGGAAGUGUUCAGCUGUUUUACUUCCCUCCCGUCACGGCGAAUGUUUCGUAUCCUUCCACUGUCUACAUGUCCCAUUUGGAUUACACUUUGUGCGUAUAGAUACAAACCAAAUUCUGCAAACUGGGCUUGACUGAUGGCUAUCUAGUACAUCCCCCUCAGUUUACAUGGUCUGGUCCACGAUUCGCGGUUACAACCACUGUAGUACAACGAGCAUAAUUCGACCUAUAGCCGUGCCUGGCCCCGAUAACUCCGUAAUCACGACAAGCGGAUGGCUCACAGUCCCUAACGACAAGUAUCCAGUCGGCCCAACACUUCGAAGUGUCAUCUACCCAUUCGAUUUGACACAAGUCAGUAGCCAAACAAUGCGGCUUUUCGUCACCACAGUACCUGUAGGGGGAUUCUUUGAGUGGCAUCCCGGGGGGUCGGCCGCACUCACAUUGUCUGAUUGUGUAGCGAUUGUUCCGUCCUCAGUCUCCCAAGCGUGUAUAGCGAGCAUACCACACUUUACUCGGCGGCUGUACAACGAUCGUGGUCGUCGCGGAUGGCAAAGGACAACAGGGUGGCUCGAUAUAACCCGUAUUUGAUGAUUCCUGGUGUGGUCCUGGAUUUUGGCAUGGCAUGGUGGAAAGAGGGUAUUAUUCCCAGGUUUAAUUCUUUGGAUAUGCCAGAUCCCCCGUAUGCUAUCACCCGUAAUUCAAAUCUUCAACCUACGGCCCCUGAGCUACCAGCUACAUUCAUCAAGCCUUUCACUUCUUCGUUGCCGAUGCCGGUUGCUACGAGAACUCCAGGAUCCGCCCCUACUGCAAUUUCACCCCCUCAGAAUGGGAGCCCUGAUCCACCUAGCCCAAUAGGAGAUAUUCCAAACCAUGACUCCAAUCCUUAAACUCCUUCGCCUGCUGAUACAGAUCAUCGGCCCCAGGGGGAUUCUGGCGUCGCAGGAGAUACCGACGGCUCAAAACCCAAUGUUGGUGUCUCCCCGAACAAUAUGGAUCAUGAUCUUGGAGGACACACACACACUGCAGGUAAUGGAGACAACAAUGGUCUUGCAGGCGGGAAUGGCUCCCCAAAUAGCAAUAACCCAACCGUGUCCGCCGUCUCGGUAGCAGUAAUCGGGACAGAAGUCAUAUCCGUCAUCCCAGGGAAGUAUUUCAACGGGAAUACAGAAGGGAUUGCAUAUAUUCUCCCAGGAGGAGCUACACUUAAGCAGGAAGCGUUACCACACUCCGCGCCAACGAUGGAAAAUUCGUUGCCGUCUCAGCUGGGACUAAAGGGACCUUGGUUGUCAGCACCAUUGGAGAUUCGAGAGACACUACGUUUUCUGCACCUUUUCGAAAUGAUGUUCUCGUUCCGUCUUUGGGGGUUGGUGCAGCCGAUCAGGAUCCUUAUGUUGGGACUUUAGUCAAUAGCAUGAUUAACAAAGGUUCGCCUGGGCAGACUGAAGCGAGGGUUUCUACUGCUGGUGGUCAGAUAUUGUUCGCAAGUCCUGCAUCUACUCCGAGCGCGGGUCUGGGUUUGGAAAAUGGAGCUGUAUCUGAGAGUGGUAGUAGUAAUGGUGGAAGCAGUAGCGAAGGCAAUUUGUUUCGCGGAGCUGGAACUGAUAACUCGACUACCAGUGGUUCGGGAGCUCUUGAAAGUGGCCGUUGCUACGCGGUGAUUUGGGGGAUUAUUGGGAUUCUUCUGUUCUCAUAG
Hymenoscyphus albidus is the source of this 2091-nucleotide messenger RNA. NCBI's taxonomy places the organism in Eukaryota, Fungi, Ascomycota, Leotiomycetes, Helotiales, Helotiaceae. The record is from the annotation of a GenBank genome assembly.